This is a messenger RNA of Rhododendron vialii, 1313 nucleotides long. RefSeq lists its product as uncharacterized. Bases 302 to 976 code for a protein of 224 amino acids. Lineage: Eukaryota; Viridiplantae; Streptophyta; Magnoliopsida; Ericales; Ericaceae. Gene Ontology annotation, molecular function: RNA methyltransferase activity; RNA binding. The record is from RefSeq and is a predicted model, not a curated record. The transcript has 4 exons. Gene Ontology annotation, biological process: RNA processing.
CCCUCAGGCUAUCCUUUGCGCCCCACGCUCUCUUCCUUGUCUCUUCUUCUCCACAGCUAGGGCUGAGCUCUUCUGCCCAAAUUGCACGCUCUCACUGGUCAAUGCUCUCUGGAACAACAGCCCUGCCUAGGAGAGAGCGAGCACAAGAUCAAUUUCCGGCGCCACACCCAUCUGUGACAACAGCCUUCGAUUCGUCGUCGUUUCCCGCGAGAGGGAAAAGAUCUUCAGCUUAAGGCCCUCUCUUCUCUCCCUCUCUCCCUCUAUAUGUGUGUAUGUAUGUAUGCUAUAAUUAUACGGGAAAAUGGAGAAGAAUCAAAGUGGGGUUUACGAGAGCUACGUGGUGGUCCACAACAUAGCCAAGAGGCACAACGUGGGUACCUUAGCUCGCAGCGCUACGGCGUUCGGCGUGUCGGAGCUGAUUCUCGUGGGCCGCCGCGACUUCAACGCCUUCGGCAGCCACGGCUCCACCUCUCACCUCCGCUUCCGCCACUUCCACUCUCUCUCCGACGCCCGCCUCUUCCUCAAGGAAAGAGACUGUGAUAUAUGCGGGGUAGAGAUUACGGACAAUGCUGUUGCAGUGAAUCAACAUCCUUUUAACAAGAGCACUGCUUUCCUCCUCGGCAAUGAGGGAACCGGGCUUUCUGCUAAAGAAUGCGAUAUAUGCGACUUCUUUGUUUAUAUUCCACAAUAUGGGUGUGGCACUGCUUCACUGAAUGUUACAGUAGCAGCUUCUAUUGUUCUGCAUCAUUUUGCAGUUUGGGCAGGAUUCUCUGAAAGAACCCGUGACAGGAACAAAUAUAUUGUGGCUGAAAGACCUGUGAAUCAGGCGAGACGGAACUACUGUGCAGAAACGGCAGAUUCUAUAAUUGAGGAGCGGAAAUUGAAAAGGGAAAACUCUGCUAAUGGGUUUUUUGACGCGAGUGGAAAGGAUGAUUCUUCGCCGUCGAACCUUCUGGAUGUAUUGUUUGACGAGUAAGGAGGAAUGAAUACAUGAUGGUCUUUUCCUGAUCCAAGACUCGAGACCUUGUAGCACUGAAAUCAGUUUUUGUGAUUUUGGGUCCGCAUUCUUUCCUGCCAUUUUUAAGAAGCAAACAGCCUGUGAAUGAGCAAUUACACAAGAGAAUACCUUCAAUGACAGGAUGUGUUGUCUGUUAGUCUCAGAAUUUUUUUGCGGUUCCUCGGGGUUCGGAGUGAUGCUUUGAUGUUGGAAUCUUUCUGUAUCAUUUUCUGCGUUGGAUAGAGUUAUGUACCAGGAUAAUCCCAAGGAACUCCAUGUUUCUUCAUUCUAAUUAAUUUACAGCUUAGUUUGGAAA